Molecule: messenger RNA, 510 nt
Organism: Striga hermonthica
Lineage: Eukaryota; Viridiplantae; Streptophyta; Magnoliopsida; Lamiales; Orobanchaceae
Source: the annotation of a GenBank genome assembly
AUGGAGAACCGUGCGAUUCUCAGGGAGUGGUUCGACCGAGUUGAUUCUCAGAAAACGGGAAGCAUAACUGCAAAUCAGCUAAAGAGUGCUUUUGCCGCCGGAAACCUUCAGUUUCCAAUUUCCGUUGUUCAGCAAAUAGUAAGGAUGUACGAUUUCGACAGAAAUGGAACUAUGAGCUUUGAAGAAUUUGUUGAGCUUAACAAGUUUCUUCUCAAGGUUCAACAAGCAUUUUCAGGCUUGGAGAGGGGACGGAGGUUUCUUGUUCUAGAUGAAGCAUACGAGGCAUUGGUGAAUAUUGGGUUCUCUCUUGACUCUCCAGCUUUUUAUACUGCUUGUGAGAAAUUUGAUCAAUCAGGGAAUGGCAAACUCAAACUUGACGAUUUCAUAUCUCUUUGUAUAUUUGUGCAGUCUGCAAGGAACCUGUUUAAUUCAUUUGAUACGAGCAGACAAGGCAGGGUGACUCUUGAUUUCAACCAGUUUGUAUAUUGCACUUCAAAUUGCAGAAUAUGA